AUGGCCUCCCAAUCUAAGACUCUCCCACAAUUGACUUCGUCCAAGCUCUUCCUCACGGAAGCCGGACUCGAAACAACUCUGGUCUACAAAAAGAACAUCCACCUUCCGUGCUUUUCCGCUCUCCCGCUUCUGAGCACGAAAGAAGGCACAGAAACGCUUCUUUCUCUCUACAAAGAAUAUGUAAAUAUCGCACUCGCGAAUUCAGCCGGCAUCGUCCUUGAAACCCGCACAUGGCGCGGCUCUCCCGCAUGGGCUCCCCAACUUGAUCUCUCCGUCCUAGAGAUUCUCGAUCUGAACCGCAAAGCAGUUAAGAUCCUUCAAGAUCUCAGAAAAAACGUCCAGACUCCAUCCACUCCUAUCAUUAUCAGUGGAACCCUUGGAACACUCCAAGAUGCCUACGUGGAUUCCACGGAAACGGUUUCCUUCUCGCAAGCCCAGGAGAAUUAUCGUGCCCAGGUCCAGGUACUCGCUGAAGAAGGUGUAGACAUGAUAUCUAUCAUGACUGUCACCAAUCUCAAUGAGGCUACCGCGGCAGUGAGCGUGGCGCGUGAGUUCAAUCUCCCUGUUCACGUUUCGUUUAGCAUCGAGACGGACGGACGGCUGCGAGGUGGAAAGACACUUGGCGAUGUCAUUCGCGAAGUCGAUCGUCAGACAGAGAAUUAUACGACGUAUUUCGGGGUGAAUUGUGCGCAUCCUCGUCAUAUUAUGACAGCGUUACGAGAUCUUCCUCAGGAUGUGAGGUCGAGAAUCGGGUCGAUUCGGGGAAAUGCUAGUCUUAAGUGCCACGAUGAACUUGAUAACUCGCUGGUACUAGAUCGGGGCGAUGUUUCGCUUUGGGAUCGAGAGUUCAAUGGGCUUUUGAGUAUGUUGCCGGAGUUGAAAGUAGUAGGGGGUUGCUGUGGCACGGAUGAAGAGCACCUCGAUACUCUUGCGAAGACAGUUUAUUCUAGUUAA
This is a messenger RNA of Penicillium coprophilum, 954 nucleotides long. RefSeq lists its product as uncharacterized. The transcript has a single exon. NCBI's taxonomy places the organism in Eukaryota, Fungi, Ascomycota, Eurotiomycetes, Eurotiales, Aspergillaceae. The record is from RefSeq and is a predicted model, not a curated record. The coding region runs from base 1 to 954 and encodes 317 amino acids.